Owenia fusiformis is the source of this 1126-nucleotide messenger RNA. NCBI's taxonomy places the organism in Eukaryota, Metazoa, Annelida, Polychaeta, Sabellida, Oweniidae. The record is from the annotation of a GenBank genome assembly.
GGCUUAUAACAGAUUUUAGUUGGUUACAAUAUACGAAUAUACACAAUAUAUGUACAAUACAAUUUUAACAAUUCUAUGUAAAUUAAAAUGAACAUGGAUAGCAUAAACAAUACUGCUCUGACAAACUCUACUGUGAAAGAGGAUCAUGGGAUAGAGAUACCCUCAUCAGUGGCCAUCUUCAAUGUCGUAUUAGCUGAGGUGACAGCAAUAGCUAUCCUAAUUGUGAACAUUAUAACAAUUGUCACAAUAUCAAAGAUUCAGCAACUCCAAACAAUGGCUAAUAAACUAUUUAUGAACUUGUCGUUUGCAGACACCAUACUGGGGCUGUCACUAUUGUAUUGUUCUGUUCGACUGUUUGCCCCAGGGUUGAAAUACACAAACAACAACGAAGAAAAAUCCAGCUGCCUCACAUGCCAAUUUCUGCUACAGGUAUCAGCAAGCAUAAGUUUUUUAACAUUUGCUUUAAUUGCAUUUGAUAGAUUCAUUGUGGUGAUGUACCCAUUGAAGUAUGUGCAAAUUAUAACAGACAAACGUUUGUACAGCGGGAUAUUCAUAGUAUGGAUGUAUGGAAUUGGUAGUAAUAUAAUUCUUGUUGUAUUCAAUGAGUAUCCUCCAUACUCAACUGAAUGCACAUCACUCAACUUUGCCAACAGGGGACUGUAUUAUACCCUUAUUAUUGGCAUUGCAGUUUUGGUGACCAUCUUUUCAACUAUUCUUUACUCUCGGUUGUUUUAUGUAGCUUGGAAGCAAGCAAAACAGAUUAAAGCCAUUGAACAAGGUGUAUCAGGCCAAGACAAUACAGUUGAUGAUAAAAGACUAACAAAGACCAUGGUAAUUGUGUUCGGUGUACUAUACAUUUGCUAUGCACCUUUUUUGUUGACUUCAAUGUUGAGAAAACCGCCCUUCAAACUUUGGUUUGAGAUUCUACAUACAUAUUGCAAGUUGUUUGUUUUUUGCAAUUCAUUUCUCAAUGCUAUUUUAUAUACUUGGAGGAACAAGGAAUUCAGACAGAGUAUCAUAAAAGUAUUUCGUCAAAAACAGUGAUUAUCGUAUUCUCUGUAAUUAGCGCCCAAGGCACUUAGAAAAUUGAAAAUACAUCCUUCAGACCAUUCUAAUAAGCGCCCAU